GCGGGCCGGGCUUCGCGGGCCCUGCGUGAGCAGCUGCGGCGGCAGAGGCAGCAUCCAGCGGCGGCGCCCGCAGCUCCAGCCCGUUGCUUUACUUUUGGCUGCACCCUCAUAGCCAUUAUGCCGAAGAGAAAGUCACCAGAGAAUACAGAUGGCAAAGAUGGAUCCAAAGUCACUAAACAGGAGCCCACAAGGCGAUCUGCCCGAUUGUCAGCAAAACCUGCUCCACCCAAACCUGAGCCGAAACCAAGGAAAACAUCUGCUAAGAAAGAAGCUGGAGCAAAGAUUAACAGAGGCACUAAAGGGAAGAAGGAAGAAAAGCAAGAAGCUGGAAAGGAAGGUACUGCACCAUCUGAAAAUGGUGAAACUAAAGCUGAAGAGAUCCACAUCUCUCGCUCAACUGUUAAUGUCUCAACCUCCAGAAGUACCCCACCCAGCACAUUGUCAGUAAAGGGGCAGAUUGAAACAGUGAGAGUUAAGGGCUCAGAAAACUGAAUCUGUAGCUAACGAGGGAAAAUGAAUGGUCAUGGAGAAUUGGGGUUGAUUUUUGUGUACCUCUUCAAACAACUUUUAAAAGCUAUUUUUACCGAGUAUUUUGUAAAUGCUAAUUUUUUUAGGACUCUACUAGUUGUCGUACAAAAAUAUAUAAGGGUGGACAUUUUACCCUCUGAUAGUCAUGCUUUUUGGAAAUUUCCAUCAUUCUCAAGUAAAAUAAAUAUCAAUUUAAUAUUGGAAGCUGUGUGUAAAAUUGAUUUAGCAUUCCAUGCACUUGCUUUAAAAUUUUAGUCCUGUGCAUACUGUGGUGUUUUUACUGUGCAUAUUUGAAUUUUUCAUGCAGUUUUUCUAGAGCAAUAAUCAGUGGUGCUUUUGUACCUAGGUUUUAAUGAAACAUGGAUAGUUGUGGCCACCUGCUGACUACUUGUGGUUUAAAAUAAAACGUUUUUUUGUCUGCAAA
Messenger RNA from Ochotona curzoniae (black-lipped pika), 952 nucleotides. RefSeq names its product high mobility group nucleosomal binding domain 3 (gene HMGN3). Gene Ontology annotation, molecular function: nucleosomal DNA binding. The coding region runs from base 118 to 492 and encodes 124 amino acids. The transcript has 7 exons. Lineage: Eukaryota; Metazoa; Chordata; Mammalia; Lagomorpha; Ochotonidae. The record is from RefSeq and is a predicted model, not a curated record. Gene Ontology annotation, cellular component: nucleus; chromatin. Gene Ontology annotation, biological process: chromatin organization.